GUUCUCUAUCUUGUUAUCCGCAAUAGCUCUCGUCGCUUUGGUUCUAAUUUACCAAAAAUAUGUUCAAGGCACGACUAUUCCAUUCGCCCAGCGAUUGAGCGCUGAAAUUUUCAUCGUACUGCAGACGUUUCUUCAAGAAUCAACAAAAAAUCGCUUUCAGGCGUACUUCACGAAAUUGGUGGGGGGAAUUUGGAUAACCAGUAGUUUCAUCAUUUGUCAGCUGUACACCUCGCAGGGAAAAGCCACCCUAGCGGUGAAGAGUCCAACAUUACGCGUGGAUACAAUUACUAUGCUUAACAAGCUGCCUGAAUUAACCAUCAUUUACCCGAAAAACGCUCCCAUCAAUGGACUACUUAACGAGAUGACCCAUGAACGAGGUGAACCCUUCCGAACUCAUAUGGAAAAGAAUAGCAAGGGUGUCCACAUAUCGGAAAUAUAUAAUACAGAAACACAAGAUAACCUCAUCCGUGGUCAGGCCGUUGUUAUAAUGGACGUUACAAGCAUCAGGAAAAAUGUAUAUAGAUGGUGCAAAACAACCAAGUAUUUCUAUUACAUCAGCGCUCAGAGUCUCGUAGAUACUGUGCCGGUAUUUUUAGCAUCUAAGAAUCUUCCCGAAGGACUUAAUGAGGCCUUCGACCGCAAGAUAGAGUGGCUUUCGGCGAUGGAUGUACCAUUUAUGAAAUUUCUGGAAAUAUUUGACGGGAACGAUGCAUGCAUUGCGUCGCGAUCACGAGGUCAAAGCGAAACCGUCCAAGCGUUAAGUAUUCAGGACAUUGAAGUUACGUACUACACAUGGCUCUCUGGUGCUGCAGGCGCAGUGGCUCUGUUCCUUCUUGAGCGUAUGUACUUUGUCGCUUCCAGAUCCUGUGCUGCAAGGAACUGGAACGGAUAUGCAGUAUCGAUGAACUUUCAUUAAUUAUAUCCGUAUAUGAAAAGUUGCAACAUCCUUAACACACUGUCUCGUAGGUUAUUUUACGAAGAUGAUAUGUUCCAACGAAUAUCUUUACUGUAAAUUAUUAAAAUUCUUUAAUAAAAAAAAA
Varroa destructor (honeybee mite) is the source of this 1040-nucleotide messenger RNA. RefSeq lists its product as uncharacterized. NCBI's taxonomy places the organism in Eukaryota, Metazoa, Arthropoda, Arachnida, Mesostigmata, Varroidae. The record is from RefSeq and is a predicted model, not a curated record.